Molecule: messenger RNA, 763 nt
Organism: Wallemia mellicola CBS 633.66
Lineage: Eukaryota; Fungi; Basidiomycota; Wallemiomycetes; Wallemiales; Wallemiaceae
Product: 3,4-dihydroxy-2-butanone 4-phosphate synthase
Exons: 2
Coding region: 28-717 (229 amino acids)
Biological process (GO): aerobic respiration; riboflavin biosynthetic process
Cellular component (GO): cytosol; mitochondrial intermembrane space
Molecular function (GO): 3,4-dihydroxy-2-butanone-4-phosphate synthase activity
Source: RefSeq, a predicted model, not a curated record
CGCUGCUGAGUAACUGCGAAGACAGUGAUGAGUUCCGAAGAGAGAAAAUACAAUGCGCUAAGCAAAGAACCAUAUCCAGAUAACGUUAAAACCAGUUUUGAUAGUGUCAAAGACGCAGUCGAGGCUUACAAAAAUGGUGAAUUCGUGAUAGUCAUGGAUGAUGAAGGGAGAGAGAACGAAGGUGAUCUGGUCAUACCAGCCUGUGGUAUUACAGCAGAACAGAUGGCCUGGAUGAUAAAAUGGACGAGCGGUUAUAUUUGCAUUUCCUUAGAAGAAGAACGUCUCAGGGAGCUUGACAUACCGAUGAUGACUGGAGAGAAUACAGAAAAACAUAGAACAGCCUACACAGUCACCGUGGAUUAUCUCCGGGGAGUAACGACAGGUAUAUCAGCAGCUGAUAGAGCGCUUACUGCACGAAUGUUAUCACCUUCAUCCGGUGCUGUCGCUAGUGAUUUCAAUAGACCGGGACAUAUGGUUCCUUUGCGUUAUCAUGCCGGCGGAACAACACAGAGGGAAGGCCACACGGAAUCUGCAACCGAUUUGGCUAUCCUUGCCGGAUUGCCACCUGCAGGAUUACUCUGUGAGAUUGUCAACCCUGACGCUCCAGAUGGUAGUAUGGCACGCCUCGACGAUUGCUUCAAGUUCGCAGGAAGAUGGGACAUUCCAAUUAUAACGGUUAAGAUGAUUAAACAAGCUAUAGAGAAUCGUUCUUUAUGAGUUUUUAAGGAUUUUUGUAUAAUAGAUUUCCCUUGCUUAUGAUUAU